AUGCCUUCUCGCGAUGUUCCCAAGCAAACUCAAGCGCCGCAAGAACCAGCACAGCAUCAUGGCCAUGCACCAGAAAACAAUACACUAAAACGGAACUACGAAGACACAGAGUACCCCGAUGCUACCGGACGAAAGAUACCUCGGACCGCAGAGUAUGCAGCGAUUGUCGAACGAGAACACAGCGAAGAAGUGUAUGGGGUCGGCUCCGAGGAGAGUGCUACGGGAGAUGAGACAGUUGAAGGGAGUGAAGGAAGCGGAGAGGAGGAGGAGGAGGAGGAAGAAUACUACCAACGCGAAAGUAGCGUCGAAGUCGAGCAAUGCGUCAAUGAGCACGACUCAUCCGAUGAUGAGUCAAAUAAUUGGGAUCCCACGAACGCCAUGAAAAAGGCCGAAGCUAGGCGUGGUCUUUUAUAUUUCGGAAUCUUUCCCAGUCUCGGCAACCCAGAGGGUACUCUAUUCUACGGCAGUUGGGACCAGUGGGUACAACGAUGGCAUGCAGACGCGUUACGCACCGGUAUUUGGAAAGUCCACUUCGGACCCGGGUUUCGCGUGCAAAGGUAA
Messenger RNA from Alternaria metachromatica, 561 nucleotides. RefSeq lists its product as uncharacterized. Lineage: Eukaryota; Fungi; Ascomycota; Dothideomycetes; Pleosporales; Pleosporaceae. The record is from RefSeq and is a predicted model, not a curated record. The transcript has 2 exons. The coding region runs from base 1 to 561 and encodes 186 amino acids.